This is a messenger RNA of Dentiscutata heterogama, 1182 nucleotides long. NCBI's taxonomy places the organism in Eukaryota, Fungi, Glomeromycota, Glomeromycetes, Diversisporales, Gigasporaceae. The record is from the annotation of a GenBank genome assembly.
AUGACAUACCUACAACUACAACAAUCAGAAAGACAUCCCGCGUAUGGGCCUAUUAUUGAAGACGUUAAGGACUUAAAUAUUCCAACUUGUGACGAUAUACUCGAUUUAGAUGAGUUAAGUCAAGAUAAUAGUAUCUUUCAGAAUGCAUUAGUUCCUCUUAUUAAAAGGAUUAAAGGUUGGAAUGACAUCACUGAAGGUUCUCAACUUAUUGUCACUCGAGUUUCUGGUGCCCUCACAAAUUGCGUAUUCUUCGUAGAAAAGCGACGAGUUGUUAGUAAUGGUAGUCCAUUAAAAGUUGUCUUACGUAUAUACGGGAAAGGUGUGGAUCAACUUUGUAGCAGAGAUGAUGAGUUAAAAUGGUUAAAAUUCCUUUCUCCAUACGGUAUUGGUCCCGAAUUAUUAUUAAUCUUUGGUAACGGAAGGUUUGAAAAAUUCCUUGAAUCUAUUACUUUGACUUCAAAGGAAAUUCGAUGUCCGAACACUUAUAUUCAUGUUGCAAAGCGUAUUGCUGCUCUUCAUAAUAUGGCUCACAUAUAUCCUCCUGAACAGGGCACUGAUCCUCUAGUUUGGACUAAUAUUGCAAAAUGGUAUACCAUUGUGUCGAACAAUAUCCAAAAUUUCACUGAAAAACAGAGGGUCAUUUUACAAAAAUUUAAUUUAUCAUCCCUUAAGGAUGAAAUCCGAUUAUUGAAAAAGAAAUUAUUGUUAAUUGACUCUCCAAUAAUCUUGGCUCAUAACGAUCUUCAACCAGGAAAUAUUCUUAGACUUACCGACGGAUCAGAUGAACUGGUUGCCGUGGACUUUGAGUAUGCUGGUUAUAAUUAUCGAGGGUUUGAUUUAAGCAACUUCUUUUGUGAGUUUAUGUUUGACUUCCACGAUCCAAAACCUCACGUUUUGCAUAAAGAUCGGUACCCAAAAGAAGCUGACAAGCUAAAAUUUUUAGAAUCUUAUUUAUCCGAUGAUUCUAUUUCUACUAUAUCUGAUGAUGUAUUACAAAAACUAGUAAUAGAAUGUGAUGCAUUUGCAUUAACUAGUCACGUAAUGUGGGGACUAUGGGGUUUGAUCCAGUGUCUACAAAGUAAUAUUAAUUUUGAUUACUUUGAAUACGCAAUGCAACGACUUAGAAUGUUUCGAGCUCUUAAAAAUAAAAUUUAUAAAAAGAUUGACAAAUCUUUUUCAUGA